AUGGGGGAAUUUCUAAGAUUGGAACGUCGCCAGGCCACAGCCCCAAUAGCCGACCUCGACCCCGGACUGGGAGAAGUGGCUGCCGAGGAUGGAGCACUUCUUCGGCCAGCAAUGGAAGGAUCAGGGCAUCUACCACUUGAUCAAGCUGUUCGACCGGCCGCUCGUCAUGGACCGGUCGCUCUUGGCCGCGGCCCUAUGCUUCUGGUCUUCGGCCACAAAUACUAUGAACCUUCGGUUUGGUAUGAUGACGCCAACCAUUCUAGACAUGGCCGCCUUAUUCGGCCUUUCUCCCCUCGGUGUGGAGGCCAGCGCCGAAGGGAGUUUUAA
Molecule: messenger RNA, 327 nt
Organism: Prunus armeniaca (apricot)
Lineage: Eukaryota; Viridiplantae; Streptophyta; Magnoliopsida; Rosales; Rosaceae
Source: the annotation of a GenBank genome assembly